Serpula lacrymans var. lacrymans S7.9 is the source of this 1277-nucleotide messenger RNA. RefSeq lists its product as uncharacterized. The coding region runs from base 110 to 1105 and encodes 331 amino acids. NCBI's taxonomy places the organism in Eukaryota, Fungi, Basidiomycota, Agaricomycetes, Boletales, Serpulaceae. The record is from RefSeq and is a predicted model, not a curated record. The transcript has 4 exons.
AUUGGUUAAUAUCUCACCUAAAAGAACAACAAGGGUGUCAAUCAGUGCAAUAAAACGUGCUCUUGUAUUUGGACGUGCCAUCUUUGUAUCCACCGGCAACCCCAUUUGAAUGGCAUUCUAUCCUGAGCACCAACUGCAGGUCGACGCUGUCAGCGGGGAGCAAUACCGGUAUGCUUUGACCAAUUUCAGGAUAGCGCACGAAAAAGUCGAGCAGCAAAGGCAUCAGCUAGAGGAGCAAGAAAAACAAGUUGCCCUCCUCAGGGAACGUAUUGCUCUACUGGAAGGAAGUGGUAUUGAUGAUAACAAAUACACCAAACAAGGUGGAAACUCGGUGGAUGAUUUUUCUAUCAAGAAUGCUGCCUCCCAGCUGGAAAGAUUGAUCAACCGAUGGGCAGCGGACAUUGUUAGAUCCCCUCCAGCACAUCUGAACGAAAUUUAUCAAGCGAUCUUCGCAGAUUUAACAGGCACAUAUGAUCAGGUCCCUCCAGGUGGCUCAGCAAUGCAAGUUCAAAACCUGCUUCGACAUGCGAUGUCCGAGACCAUUCACGAUGCUGUCAUCAACUGCUUUGUCGUGACCAAUUCCACCGAGACAAAUGAUCAGUUAACGAGGAUUCACGAGCACCUCUUUUCUCGAGACCCGAUUGUCGCCUGUGUAUGGCGCCGUCAGACGUUCUCUGCAGCAGUUGAAUCAUGUUCCCCUCAAAUGACAAAACGCUUACUCCUGGAGCAACUUCCAGCCACGAUGAAACUCCUUUCACAAUCAGGAGCUGUGACACCCUUUCCCGGACUCAACGUUAUGGAAUCGGCAUACGAAUUUUCACGCAUGUUGCACGGUGCUAGCUCAAGCUCGGGAGGAUCAGUAGAUGCAUUCUACCGUUCGUUUGUGCCGGAAAUUGGUAGUACGCUAUAUGCUCGACAGAUCGAGCUAGUAAAAAGAUGUCUGAGGAGCGAGCGUAAUGAGACAGACCGUGUUGGGGCCACCAUUUUCCCUGGUCUGGUCAAGGUUACGAAAGCACCAGCUGGGGCAGCGUCUGCGGAUCAUAUCCACACUGUCGUUCGAAGAGCUCAAGUGAUAUGUGAGUGUGCGUUGGCAUCGGCAGGCUAGUUUCAGGAAAUGGGUUGACGUUUUGUAUAUUACCUGAAGAUAGAAGUAAAAUACUGAUUCAUGUAGGCACAGGUCUCGCCGGUUUUGCUUCGGGGGUUUGAUACCUUACUCUUGUAUUAUAAUAGAGGUUAUGUGUUUGAAAUCUAUUGUAUUGCGCAUGUAUCCAAUUUAA